UUGUCGACAAUGUCAUUGACACCACCCCCUUCUGCUAAAAACGAAGAAAUGGUUUGUCUGUGGAAACAAUGCAAACGUAAAUUUGAAGAUCCUGAAUUGCUUUAUCAACAUUUGGCGAACGAUCACGUUGGAAGAAAAUCUACUGGAAAUCUAUGCCUUAAAUGUCAUUGGGACAAAUGUGAAGCUCAAACAAGCAAGAGAGAUCAUAUUACCAGUCAUUUGAGAGUUCACGUACCAUUAAAACCACAUGUUUGUCCAAUAAAGGACUGUCAAAAGGCUUUCAAACGACCUCAAGAUUUAAAAAAGCAUGAAAAAAUUCAUUCUGAGGAUCAUCGAGCGUCAAUUUCAGGAAAAAAUAACAGGCAUUCUAAAAAUAAUCAACCACCUACUCCUCCACAAAAUACAAUUGAUGAUUCUUCAAAUUCUUAUACUUCUUCUCCGCAACAAUUACCUCCCUCACCGGAAAGUGAAACUUCUGACUUGGUCUGUAAAUAUCAGCAGUUAUCCGGACAAGAAAUUCUUGUUGAUUAUGCAAACUUUGGUCAAAAUGCAUUUUAUUUAGACAAUAAUUACAAUUUCAAUAACAAUCUUCCAUUAUCUACGACUAAUAUCGCUAAACAUCAUAGCCAUAAGCGCAGUGUAGACGUUAUGGAUGAAUUCAUUCAGGAUAUAAAAAGAAAUAAAAUAGACCCACAGUAUAGUGAUUGUAACCAAGCUCUUAACGGUGAUGAUAUUAAUCCAAUCAAUUAUGCAAAAGAUGAUUUGGUCACGGUUAAUGAUUUCAUGAAACAAGUUUUAACAGAAUUUGAAUUCAAUGAUAUGACGAGUAGUGAUUUCAAUUUUAACUCAGGAUUGGUAGACUCUAAUAUUUAUCCUAAUUCUGUGUCUUCCUUUCAAGCGGAAGACAGUGGCAGUCUUUAUCCAUGUGUUGAAAAUAUUAGCACACCAUGUUGUAAUGAUAGUUCAAUUGUAGAACAAAGUGCCUUAGAUUAUAUGAAUCCUCUUAACGGUAUCUCAAACACUUUCACACUUGAAACUGCACUUGUAUAUCCUACCCUCGACACUCCUAUUUAUGGCAUUCCACAAGCUCCAUAUAUAAUAGCACCUCAGAACGUCCAAAUAUUUCUCAAUAAUUCUAAUGAAAUUGAACACGUUUUACGGAAUGAAAAACUUGCACAAAAAGCACCAAGUAAAUUUGAGGAAAAAACUCAAACUAAUAAGCAAGCUCCUGAUGACAAGGAACCUGUGGAUAUGGAUGAUUUAAAGGUUCGCUUGGAAAAAUUGCGUUUAGGCGACAAAUAUGGCGAAUCUACAUCACCACGUUCGAGGAAUGAGCAGGAUAACAAAAUUUUACGAAAAAAACAUUCUGUACUUGUUGCCUUCAUUUAUGAAAAGAUCAAUCAAUUGAUUGAGCAACUGGACGCACGCCCAAAAACUGUGACAGGUCUAGUAGAUUGUGUCAAAUUAGCUGCUUAA
Molecule: messenger RNA, 1476 nt
Organism: Racocetra fulgida
Lineage: Eukaryota; Fungi; Glomeromycota; Glomeromycetes; Diversisporales; Gigasporaceae
Source: the annotation of a GenBank genome assembly